AUGAAGCCUGUCUCUGCCCUCCUUUUUGCCUCGGGCGCCGCCGCGAUGGCCAUUCGUCAGAGGGGCAUCGAUGAACCUCUGGCGGGCCGCGUGAUUGACUCUUGGAUUCUCAACAACAACGAGCCCCAGCGUGACUACUGGUAUGGCCGUGCUGCCCUGUACACCGGUGUCGAGGCCGUAUACGAGCUGAACAAGAACGAGACCCUGCUGUCUUGGUAUCGGUCUCGCAUCGAUGGCCUCGUUGUCACAGAGAACGGUACUAUUCCCGGCUUCCGCGAGGACCAUUACUCCCUCGAUGACUACCGCAUUUGUCGCAAUAUCCUCUACUGGUACCAGCGCACCGGCGAGGAGAAGUACAAGAUCGCGGCCGACACUAUCCGCGGCAUGCUGGAGAGACACCCUCGUACCCCUACCGGCGGUUUCUGGCAUCGCUCACCCAUUUACAAGAACCAGAUGUGGUUGGAUGGUAUCUACAUGGCUGAUACCUUCUAUGCCCACUACACCUCCCUCUUUGACGCGGAUAACACUACCGCUUGGGACGAUAUUGUGCUCCAGUGGGACAGAAUUGAGGAUGUUAUUCGCGACCCUGAGACCGGUCUCCUAUUCCACGGCUUUGACGAGGGCAAGGAGGCUGUCUGGGCCGACCCCGAGACAGGUGCCUCUCCCCUCAUCUGGAACCGCGCUGUCGGUUGGUACUUCAUGUCUUUGAUUGAAGUCCUCGAUCUUUUCCCCAAGGAGCACGCCGGCUACGAGCGCCUGCUCGGAUACUACACCACCCUUGCCGCCGCUCUCAAGCGUGCUCAAGACCCUGAAUCUCAUGGUUGGUGGCUGGUCAUGAACGAGCCCUACCCCGGCAAGGAGCGCAACUACUUCGAGAGCUCUUCCGCUGCCAUGUUCACCUGGGGCUGGCUUGCUGGUCUGCGUCUCGGUUACAUUGACGAGGCCACCUACCUUGAGCCCGCUACCAAGGCCUACACCCACCUUGUUACUGAUUUCAUUACCAAGAACUGCAACGGUACCCUCACAUGGACCGACACCGUGCAGGUUGGCUCUUUGAACAGCAACGCUACGUUUGAGUACUAUGUCGGUAUUCCCGUGGUCGACAACGAUACCCGCGGUGUCGGCCCCUACCUCCUCGCUGCGUACGAGUGGGAGCUCCGCAACAACAUUUCCGCCUAA
Colletotrichum truncatum is the source of this 1179-nucleotide messenger RNA. RefSeq names its product cell wall glycosyl hydrolase. The record is from RefSeq and is a predicted model, not a curated record. Lineage: Eukaryota; Fungi; Ascomycota; Sordariomycetes; Glomerellales; Glomerellaceae. Gene Ontology annotation, biological process: carbohydrate metabolic process.